AUGACGAUGAUGGUGAUGAUGAGAGACUCAUCAACCAUGGGUGCUGUGGGUUUUGAUAGAGUGAGCAAGGUAGUUCUUAUGCAAGAUUUUGCAAGUGACAACAUCUUUCUCUUUGAGCUUGUUCCUUCUCCUGACCGCCAUACUCUUUUCUUCUCCGGCGAGAUUGGAAUCAACUUGAUUGAUCGAUUCGAUGCCUCCAAGUUCCCGACUCGAUUCGGUGGUCAGAUCCGUGGGUUUAGCUCCAAAGGUUACAUCGAUGGGAAGAAUGAGUGUCGGCUUCACGAUUGUUUGAAGUAUUGCAUUGUCGCUGGAAAAAAGGCUCUUGAGAUUGCAAAUCUCCGCGGUGACAAGCUUCACACGUUCUCGCUAGCGCGCAGAACGAAGCUUCGGAAGUUUGGCCGCGCGCGGAGGAGUUCCCGACGUCCAAAAGUUACGAUCUUGAUAUGGAAAGAUAGAUACUUGAGUCAUGCAUCACGUCGAAGUGGAAUGAAGCCAUUUGGAUCAACUAUGAGGCCUAGACUUAUUUUCUACCGAGACAUGUCCGGUCCAAAACCAUCCAUAUUGCGAGCUAGCUACAAACCAAUCUCACAAGGUGUUAAGCGAGAACACUUCCUCCUCGUGUUCGACCCCGACUACAACACGGCUGUGCACUUGCAGCUCAUUAGUUGGGCGGAGAAGGCGCGCCAAAUAGGCACACAACCGCCCGACCAAGAGAGGAGAGCCAAUGACCCUCCUAUACAACCAGAAGUUGGAGCUGAUCAGCCAGCACCAGCCGGAGCAGUGCCUCAACCCGAUCCGAACGCUCCCGGUGUAGCCGAGCAGCCGCAGCCGCCUCCUAACCAACCACAAUCGCCUCCGGUGUUCCAAAACAAUGGACUCCUGAUGUUGAGUCAGGUUUUACCAAACUCUUAG
Microthlaspi erraticum is the source of this 912-nucleotide messenger RNA. NCBI's taxonomy places the organism in Eukaryota, Viridiplantae, Streptophyta, Magnoliopsida, Brassicales, Brassicaceae. The record is from the annotation of a GenBank genome assembly.